This is a messenger RNA of Cannabis sativa, 1129 nucleotides long. Its product is annotated as protein STRICTOSIDINE SYNTHASE-LIKE 12-like. The transcript has 3 exons. The record is from RefSeq and is a predicted model, not a curated record. Gene Ontology annotation, molecular function: strictosidine synthase activity. The coding region runs from base 115 to 1089 and encodes 324 amino acids. Gene Ontology annotation, biological process: biosynthetic process. NCBI's taxonomy places the organism in Eukaryota, Viridiplantae, Streptophyta, Magnoliopsida, Rosales, Cannabaceae.
CGAAUCGUGUUGUGAUUAAUAUGUUAUAAAUACUUGUCAGUUGUCAAAACCAUUCACAUCAAUAAUCCCUAUCUUAUGAAGCAUAUAUACCUGAGAGCGCUUUAAACAAAAAUCAUGUUGAAAAUCCAAAUUAUAAUUGUCUUUCUCUUUAUCUCAUUCUUUUCAAUACAUAUAGUCCUUUCCCAACUUAAUUUCCAAAAGCUUGAUCUACCAUUAACUUCAUCAGGCCCUGAAGCCUUUGCUUUUGACUCCAUUAACUCAGUGAGUGGAGAAUUCUAUACAGGCAUCUCCGAUGGUAGAAUUGUCAAAUAUAAUACAACUAAUUUCAUAGAAGUGUAUAUCACUGCACCAAAUAGGUCGAGAUUAUGUGAUGGAACAAAUAUGUUGGGAGCUAUUUGUGGGAGACCAAUAGGUAUUGAGUUUUAUUAUAAAGAAAAACUUUUGUACAUCGCGGAUGCAUAUAAAGGGUUGCUUGUGGGAGGUAAGGAUAAACUUGCUGUACAACUAGCCACAGGGGCUGAAGGGGUGCCUUUUAAAUUUCCUGAUGGCUUAAAUGUUGACCAGUUAACUGGAGAUGUUUAUUUUACUGAUGCAAGUUCCGUAUUCGAAAUGAGCCAACUACCACUAGCAGUUCUAGUGAAUGACGCAACAGGAAGAUUACUAAAAUAUAGCAAGACAACACAACAAGUAUCAGUUCUUCUAAGGGGCCUAGCUGGAGCAGCCGGCGUGGCCAUAAGUAGUGAUGCUUCAUUUGUUCUUGUAACUGAGUUCAUAACCAAGAGAAUCCAGAAACUUUGGCUUACAGGUCCUUUGGCUUUUACAUCCACUGUUAUUAAGGAAUUUGAAGGUAGACCUGAUAAUAUUAAGAAGACCCAAAUAGGAGACUAUUUUUGGGUGGCAGUGAGCACAAUGAGCCCUAUUGGUAUAACAAUCUCUUCCGCAGUAAAGAUCGAUGGAAAUGGUGUCGUUUUGCAAACCAUCCCUCUUGACCGCUAUUACUUCAAUACCGCAAUCAGUGAAUUUAACCAACGUGGCUCGAAUUUUUAUGUUGGCUCCCUUCAGGCUGGUUUUGUUGGUUUAUUGAAUUGAUGAAAGGGUUAAUUAUAUAUAAACUAAAAAUAUACAUGUG